CGGGAGCGGAGCAGCAUGUCUUCCCGGCUCUCUCUCUCACUGUCCCGCCUGGAGGCAGAGAUCGAGCGCUGCAGAGCCGAGUGCCAGUGGGAUAAAAUCUCCGCGCUGGUGGAGCAGUUGGCAGCCGCUCGCUUCCAUGAAGAUGAUGACUAUGGGAUGCUGCUGAUGGCUGAAGCUUUGUUGGAGGAGUGUCUGAUGGAGAACAUGCCUCUGCUUAAGACAUCCACUCCACUGUCUGAACAAACCCAACCCAAACUAGCCCAAGCCAAAAGCCACCUGGACAGCCUCCUGAGCAGAGGACGUCUGGGGCCACGGCACCUGAACGAAGCGCUUCUCAUGUUGGCCAAAGUGCACUACGUACAGGGUCACUAUCGAGAUGCUCAGGGGAUGUGUGUCCGCGCUGGUAUUGAGGAGUUCAACCGGGAUGAGCAGCCCCUGUAUCGCCUGCGACUGCUGGCAGAGGCUUUCGUCAUCAAAGGUCUUGCUCUGGAUCAUCAGACUGUGUCUGCUGCCUCUCGUGUUCGACUCUCUGGGAGAGGGGAGGAAUGUUUGUCCUGCUACCUCCAAGCCUGUGAUACUGCCCUGCUCUACCUGCAAGAGCUAGACAAGACUGUUAUUGUGCCAAAUUCCAAGACAGCCAAGAGCAAUGUGUCAGCUGCUCCAGCAGAGGUCGAUCCAGGUUACUUCCUGCAGGCUGCACUCCAGAGUGCCUACCUGUGCUUGCUGCAUAAAGGUCACCUAGUUCAAGGAACUCACCAGUUACGUCAGGUCUUGAGGGUGGUGGAGAGUCGUGGGUCCCAGAACUUUCGCAAGGCAGUAGCGAGGAGACUCGCAGAGGUCCUGCUGAGCUCAGUCAGUGAGGAGAGUUAUUGGGGACCGCUGUCACCGCCACCCCCCACCUGGCUGCACAUAGAUGGAGCCACAAACCCAACGGAUACCUCCUACCCCUCAUCCAGGCCACCACAGCACUACAACACAGAGGGAGUAUUCUGUCCUCAGGACGUGGUGGAAGAAGCCGUGCUCCUGCUGCUCAUCACUGAAUCAAUGGCCAGUGGUGAGGCAGUGAUCAGUCGCACACCAGAACACAAGGAGGCGCGCGAGACCAGUAUCCAGGAUGCCUCCUCAGUGUAUGACCUGCUUAGCAUCGGCAUGGCCAGAAGAGGGCAGUAUGCAAUGCUGUCUGAGUGUUUAGAGCGGGCUAUGAAGUUUUCCUUUAAUGAGUUUCACCUCUGGUACCAGCUUGGUUUGUCUCUCAUGGCAAGUGGGAAGAAUGAAAGUGCAGUGGCUGUUCUUAAAGAGUGUGCCCGAAUGAACCCUAAAGACCCCACACCAUCUCUACUGGCAGCCAAAGUGUGCAUCAACCAGCUGCACUGGCUUGAUGAGGCUGAAACUCUUGCAAAAAGUGUGAUUUCUAUGAAGGAAGGUGCUGGGGAAUCUCUUGCCCGAGCACACUUGGCUAUUGGACUGUGUCACAGUCUUCAGGCUUCAGAUGCCAUGCUAAAAGCUGACCAAGAUGGGUUCUACAAAAAAGCUCUAGAUGCUUUACAGACUGCACAUAAAUUGGAUCCUCAGGACUCUCAGAUUGCCCUCUACCUCUCUCUUCAACUUGCCUUGGUGCGACAGGUGUCGGCAGCAAUGGAGCCUCUGCAGCUGGCUCUAACUUUGCGCAGUGAUGACCUGCAUUCCUUACACCUUCUGGUGCUUUUGCUCAGCGCUCAGAAACACAAUCGACACGCCCUCGACACACUUGUACUCGCCAUCAACCAGUACCCUGAUAACUUCAAUCUGCUCUUCACUAAAGUGAAACUGGAGGAGGCUCUGUUUGGUCCAGCUGUAGCACUGCAGACAUGCGAGGACAUGCUACACUUGUGGCAGAGCCGUUAUGACUUUGCUCGGUCAAGUGAGCCUGAUGACAACAGCAGUACUCCUCCUCCUGAACCCGGCCCAUUAACCAGAAAGUCCAGUGGUGUACAUCUCACACUGCCAGAUUUCCAGGAGACAGAAACAGGCUCUCAGAGUGCUCCAUCUUUAGCUGUCUCUCGACUGGAGCAGGCCAUGUCUGAAGUGUCUGCUAUCAGUUCCACCCAAAGACAUGGCCCUUCCCACAUCUGGACCACACUGGAGCGCAUCUGGUUGCAGGCAGGGGAGCUGUUCAUGGCCGCUGGGCGUCUGAAGGAGGCACAUUUCUGUGUGCAGGAAGCAGGAUCACUAUUCCCCACCUCCCACUCAGUGCUGCUGCUGAAGGGCCGACUCGCUGAGCGCAGAGGCAACGAUAGCGAGGCCAAGAGUCUGUACGAUGAAGCUCUGGCCAUCAACCCAACAGGACAUCAAAUACUAAUCCAUCUGGGUAAACUGCUGGUGCGAAUGGGCCGGGUGAGUUUGGGAGAGAAAGUGUUGCGUGAUGCGGUGCAGACCCACAGUCUCGCCCACGAGGCAUGGAGCGGCCUGGGCGAGGCACUGCAGGUUCAGGGAAGCUUGCAGGCCCCUGACUUCUUCCUCACAGCACUGGAGCUGGAGGCCAGCUGUCCCAUCAGGCCUUUCACCAUCAUCCCACGAGAACUGUGAGAGUAGAACUCCAACAAAUCUGACAUUCACACAUUCACACAGGCAUAUUCACACGUGUUUAUACAUACAUGUGCAUCU
This is a messenger RNA of Trichomycterus rosablanca, 2643 nucleotides long. RefSeq names its product tetratricopeptide repeat domain 7A (gene ttc7a). Gene Ontology annotation, cellular component: plasma membrane. The transcript is spliced from 20 exons. The record is from RefSeq and is a predicted model, not a curated record. Gene Ontology annotation, molecular function: protein binding. NCBI's taxonomy places the organism in Eukaryota, Metazoa, Chordata, Actinopteri, Siluriformes, Trichomycteridae. Bases 16 to 2565 code for a protein of 849 amino acids. Gene Ontology annotation, biological process: protein localization to plasma membrane; phosphatidylinositol phosphate biosynthetic process.